CAUCGGUCAGUACAGUGUCCGUGACACGUCCUAUAUCGGUCAAUGUUAUCUCAACCUGUCCUCGAUCGGGUCAGAGCGCGUAUUACGACGCCCCCAGUGGAGCCAGCCAGUCGUGUCGGACAAACUGGAACGAAGAGACAAGCCUCUGGCGUCGUCGGUGUCCAUUUUUACACGUCUAAUAGCUGGACAAUUGUUUGCAUACCGUUCUCGGCAAGUUUCAAACAACGCUCGAGACGUCGAACCAACGAUAUGACGCUAUCGCAAUUAUUUUACCGAUAACUGACCUCAACGAUAUCUCCACCGAUGGUGAACUCUUAAUAGACUGACCGUCCACUGAUUAGACAGACGUAUUCAACUGACUGUUCAGACUCACAGUGGAUCCUCCGAUUAGCAAAAACGUCUGUUUAGGAAGGGAUUUGAAGAUGUGGUUCUUAUUGUUGGUCCUGGCAGCGACCGGUGUUAUGGGGCAAGCUGUAAAUGUUCAUGUGGAGAAUGACACACAACUGAAAUUUGGUUUUGAAGUCGAUAACGUGAACGAUCAAUUUUUGCUCGAUGGAAAACCGUUUCGAUACGUUUCCGGCAGUUUUCAUUAUUUCCGAACGCCGAGACAAUAUUGGAGAGAUCGUUUAAGAAAAAUAAGAGCAGCUGGGUUAAACGCUGUCUCUACUUACGUAGAAUGGAGUCUUCAUCAACCGACUGAGGAUAAAUGGGAGUGGACAGGUGAUGCAGAUCUGCUGAAAUUUUUGGAUAUUGCUCAGGAAGAGGAUUUAUUGGUCCUUUUAAGACCGGGUCCAUACAUUUGUGCGGAAAGAGACUUUGGCGGCCUUCCUUACUGGUUAAUACCACGUGUAUCAUCCGGAAAAUUACGCGUAAAUGAUCCACAAUACAUGCAUUAUGCGGAAAUAUACUUAAAUGAAGUGUUGGAACGUGUUAAGCCCUAUCUCAGAGGAAACGGAGGUCCCAUAAUAAUGGUUCAGGUGGAAAACGAGUAUGGAAGCUUUGCUUGCGACACACAAUACAUGAGUCGUCUACGAGAUAUAAUGAAAGAGAAAAUUGGGACAAAGGCUUUAUUGUACACAACCAAUGGUGCGAAUGAUGUUAUGCUUAGUUGUGGAUCUGUGUCAAACACUUAUACCACCAUUGACUUUGGAACUUCUACAAAUGUGAAAAAAGCUUUCGAAACCAUGCGCGUCUAUCAAUCUCAGGGUCCAUUGGUAAAUUCUGAAUUUUACCCAGGGUGGUUGACGCACUGGCAAGAACCAUUUCAAAGGGUAAAGUCCGGGGCUGUUAAGAAGACUUUGAAUGAAAUGCUGGCUAUGGGUGCAUCAGUUAAUAUAUAUAUGUUUUACGGUGGUACAAAUUUCGGUUACACCUCUGGUGCUAAUGGUGAUCCAGACGCGUUCAGUCCACAAAUAACUUCCUAUGAUUACGAUGCUCCGUUGACAGAAGCAGGUGACCCAACGCCAAAGUAUUUUGAAAUUAGAAAUGUCGUCUCUCAGUAUUUACCUCUACCAAACACGUCCGUCCCAACAGUAUCUCCAAAGGGAGAUUACGGUCCAAUUUUCCUUACGCCUGUCUUAAAACUAUUCGAACCUAUCGGUCGCCAGUUACUUGGGACUGUUCCUGUUGAAAGCUUAGUACCGUUGACGUUUGAAACACUUGGACUGUCUCAUUGGCUAGUACUCUACGAAACCGAUUUAGUGACUAAUCCUUCGGAUCCAGAGGAUCUACAUGCCAUGGUCCGCGACAGAGCACUAGUCUACGUGGAUGAUCAUCUAGUAGGAACCUUAAGUCGUACCAAUGAAGUGUACGACAUCUUAAGUUUAGAAGAGCCUUAUGGACAGAAGUUGAAGCUAUUAGUUGAAAAUCAAGGACGAUUAAGCUAUGGCAGUGGACUUUAUGAUUACAAGGGAAUUUCGAACGUAACUCUUAACGGUGUUCCCCUCGGACCAUGGAGAAUGACUGGAUAUCGAUUAGACGACAUUAGUCCACUUAAUGACCUCAAAGAAAUCACAAUCAAAAGUGGAACUCUUAUAAAUGGUCCAGUGAUACUUCGAGGAAACUUCUCUGUUUCUGGUCAACCGAUGGACACGUUUUUGAACACCGUCGGUUGGGGCAAAGGGGUAGCUUUCGUGAAUGGACACAACUUAGGCCGAUACUGGCCACUACCCGGACCCCAAGUAACUUUGUACGUUCCUGCACCUUUCUUAAAAACAGGUGAAAAUGAAUUGAUAGUAGUAGAGCUUGAAUACGUACCCUCCAACAGAAAAAUGAAAUUACAAAUUCAACCGAUUCUUCAUAACAAAUUUUAAUAUGCGAGCAAUUGUUACUAUUAUAUAAAAAAAAUCUUGAUAUUUUCUAUUUUUGUGUUUUCUUUAUUAAUGUAUUUUGUGAGGAAAAUAAACUUUGUACUAUUCUAUUCUAAAA
Osmia bicornis bicornis is the source of this 2427-nucleotide messenger RNA. Its product is annotated as beta-galactosidase-like. Gene Ontology annotation, biological process: carbohydrate metabolic process. The transcript is spliced from 10 exons. Bases 423 to 2312 code for a protein of 629 amino acids. Gene Ontology annotation, cellular component: vacuole. Lineage: Eukaryota; Metazoa; Arthropoda; Insecta; Hymenoptera; Megachilidae. The record is from RefSeq and is a predicted model, not a curated record. Gene Ontology annotation, molecular function: beta-galactosidase activity.